UGGCGGGAUGCGGCUGGUGGCUUGGCACGUGCGUCCGGCUGCACUGGCUCCCGGUAGCGUCGAUCUGUUAGCCCUGUCGCAGUAUCGAGUGCCGCGGUGUUGAUGAUGAUGGGAGACGCGAUGAUGAGCAGAGAUGGGAUUGAGAUCUACAUCUAAUCAAAAGUAAAUAUGAAGCAUAUAGUAGCUUCGACGACUCUCUCGUCGGGGGACUGAGUACCGCAGCCUCGUCGCGACUCUGGCAGGAAACAUCACACCGCUGCCCAACCAGCCACGUCGAAAAAAAAUCCGUUGUCCGUCCAACCUCAUCGACCGCCAAUUCAUCAUCAUCAACCCUCGUUAAUCGUCAUUAUCCUCGAGAUACCCACAAAAUCUCUCCAGAUUCCACGCGUCCACCUCCACAAACACCGCCAAUCACCAACCGCCUCACCAUGGUAACCCUCCGCGCUCCAUCGUCCCUGCCGUCCACCGAACCGUCACCCUCGCUCGCACCACCCACUCUGUCAUGGCUAUCGGGUUCCUGGAAUGUAACCCACUCCACGCUUCCCAUGUGGAAGAAGUCGCGCAAUGUGCGCAUCACAUACACGGCCAUUCCCUCCACGCAGCCCGCGCAAAUCGACGACGUCGUCACGUACCAAUCCUUGGGCUCUGAGAAGAUUAAGACUGUGCAUGGUGUGGACAAGCCGUUUGAUGUGCCAAACACAGCAUCAACCCCAGAUGCAGAGGGGAGUGAGGCUGUAGCAAAUCUAGGAUACAACUGGCGUGGCAAGGGAUGGUUGGUGAUUGCAACGAGCAAGUGGGAAAUACUAGGCUAUGGUGAUGAGGAGGGCACAGGGAACGGUUGGGUCGUCACGUACUUCGCGAAGACACUGUUCACGCCUGCGGGCGUAGACUUCUAUUCGCGGAAUGGCAACCUGACGCCUCAGACGGUUGAGAGUAUCAAGGCCGGACUUGCUGGGCUGGGUGGUGAGGUCGCAAAGUUGGCAGGCGAGGUAUUUGAGGUGAAGAUGGACGGAGACAGGAAGGACUGAGCAUGGAUAUUUUUAGCGAUUUGAACAUUCAGCUGUAUACCCCGGGCAUGAGAUGAGUUCCAUCAAAUUCUUGAUACGAAAAGACACUCUAGCGCAGGACAGAAACCCCCUUGUUCUAAGGAGAUGUUGCCACAACGUCUAAUAUCUCUCCACCUACCUGUGGUACCUAGGAGGAUACAUACUA
Messenger RNA from Alternaria rosae, 1212 nucleotides. RefSeq lists its product as uncharacterized. The transcript has a single exon. The record is from RefSeq and is a predicted model, not a curated record. Lineage: Eukaryota; Fungi; Ascomycota; Dothideomycetes; Pleosporales; Pleosporaceae. Bases 429 to 1028 code for a protein of 199 amino acids.